This is a messenger RNA of Pomacea canaliculata, 1540 nucleotides long. RefSeq lists its product as uncharacterized. Lineage: Eukaryota; Metazoa; Mollusca; Gastropoda; Architaenioglossa; Ampullariidae. Bases 427 to 1200 code for a protein of 257 amino acids. The record is from RefSeq and is a predicted model, not a curated record. The transcript is spliced from 5 exons.
GAAGGUAUGAUUCGAGAUGUCGUGGCUGAUCUUCACACUGCUGUCGCCGGCGCCCUCGGAGCGUGAAGGAGUGACUGUCUCCGUCUGUGGACAUCGGUGUGUGCUCUGAACAUCCUUGUGUGAACCUGGAGCUGGAACAGAAUUAUUAUAAAUGGAGGAAAGACAUUGGAGUUAGGUGUUCACUGUCUCGAUGAAUCCACCAUGCAGCUCGCAAGUGUUUAGGUGAACUUGGGUUACCGCCAUCUUGUGCUAAAAUGGCGAGGAAAGAGCGUGUGGAUAGUGCAGUGUGCUCUUCGCUGAUGUGAGACGAGAAAGCAAGAAAAGGAGAAACACCUUCGUGACACCGGUGGAAUAAACUAGCAUUUAAAAAGACACUGACAUAAACAGAACAGUUGCAAGCUCCUGAGUUUAAGGCCACCCGAAACCAUGGGAAAUCCUCUCCAGUUAGUCGACAUCGAGGAGCUAUUGAGGGAUUCUGCGGAAAGGAUCCUGGACAACGAGUUGCGCAAGAAAGCAGAUUUGGAACAUCCUGACAUCAACUGGGACAGGAUGCACGUGACACACAGUGAGACGCAGUACACCGAUUCUCAUCGCUCCCCGAAACCCACGGCGCACGUGCUUUUCACGGCCAACUUCAGCAACGACACCCCCAACCCCCAGCGCUACACUCUGCGUACCGAGAGACGCACGAAGUCCACGUGCAACAUAGCCCUGUGCAAAACUUACACCAUCGGUGCGCACGUGGAGAUCAAGCUGACACCGCCUAAUCCAAUCAUCGAGGCGAACGCCGGUUUCCAUGGCGAAAUGUCCAUGUCAAAGGGCAUCAACGAGACGUUUGAGCAGGAGCUGGCUUGGACCGUUGACAAUGAAAUCCAAGUGCCACCAGGUCAUGUGACCAAAGCUGACCUCGUCAUCAAGGAAGACGAGUUUGACGGCGAGUUUACAAUCGAGACCACGUUCGAGGGCACGGUAGCUGUGACGUACGAAACGAAAAAGCAGCCGCGUGAGCACGUCAUGACUGUGGUGCGCAACGUCAAACAGUUCCUGACGAAGGAGAAAGGCUUCAAGUUGGACGACGAAGGGAGGCCCGUCUACGUCACCCGCGGCAAGUGCAAGUGCCGCUUCGGAAUAGAGCAGAACGUUCUCCUCAAGCAGCUCUCGCUUCCCGAGUGCACAGGCAUCGAUGACGUAGCACACUAGAUGUAGUUCCUCAUCUGUCGAAGCCCCUCGAAAACGCUUGUCAAGCUCAAUUUUUCGAGAACGCUAAAUAAUGUGUUCCAUUGCUGCUGUUCGCUUGCUUCCAAGGACGUGUUCACAACUGAGUAACCAAAGCAGAAGACUGUUAUAAUAAUAUUUGUGUAGCUUACCUAAAUAAUAAUAAUACUUAUUAUUAUAUUUAUUUCUUUUGAUUGAAUGUACUUAUUUUGGGACUGCUCAGUAACAUUCCUUAUAUGUAAAGCCGUUAAGCCGAUUACAGAGGACGAGAAGGUCACCGAGAAAUGAUCUAUGACAAUUCAAGAAAUAAAUUAAAUGAAUAAGA